This is a messenger RNA of Colletotrichum tamarilloi, 282 nucleotides long. RefSeq lists its product as uncharacterized. Bases 1 to 282 code for a protein of 93 amino acids. The record is from RefSeq and is a predicted model, not a curated record. Lineage: Eukaryota; Fungi; Ascomycota; Sordariomycetes; Glomerellales; Glomerellaceae. The transcript has 3 exons.
AUGAUUGUCCCUCGAUACAAAUUGGACUACCGGGAUGAAUACUUGCCCGUGCCCGAGAAUCGAGGCUUUGAGGGCUUCGACUCCAAUCUUCACGCUUCGUUAACAGGUGUGACAAACCAGAUUGUGCCCGUAAAACCCUUCCUUAUCCCAUCACAGCGCAGUGGAAGAAGUUCUCACGGAGACAUUGAAGGGAUUAAUGUUGGGCUGUUGAGCCUCGUUCAUGACUAUCUAGCCGACAAAGGACUCCCCAGUUCUGUAAUGACCGGCAGUACCGCGUUUUAA